Molecule: messenger RNA, 949 nt
Organism: Pundamilia nyererei
Lineage: Eukaryota; Metazoa; Chordata; Actinopteri; Cichliformes; Cichlidae
Product: H-2 class II histocompatibility antigen, E-S beta chain-like
Exons: 6
Coding region: 18-773 (251 amino acids)
Biological process (GO): antigen processing and presentation; immune response
Cellular component (GO): membrane; MHC class II protein complex
Source: RefSeq, a predicted model, not a curated record
UAAGAGCACUCAGGAACAUGGCUUCAUCUUUUCUCUGCUUCACCCUCCUCUUCAUCAGCAUCCGCACUGCAGAUGGAUUUUUAGAGUAUAGGGUGGAACGCUGUGAAUUUAACUCCACUGCGCUGAAGCAUAUCGAGUACAUCUACUCUCGCUAUUACAAGAAGAUAGAGUACAUCAGGUUCAGCAGCAGUGUGGGGAAGUAUGUUGGAUUCACUGAGCAUGGAGUGGAGCUGGCAAUGCUCUGGAACAAUGAUACUGCACGGCUGAAUUUAAUGAGACGAAUGGUAACGGAAUAUUGUUACCAUAACAUUGAUGUUCAUGAUCGGGCUGUUCUAGCUAAGUCAGUUCAGCCCAGUGUCAGAAUUAAGUCCAAGACUCCGCUUUCUGGUCAACAUCCUGCCAUGUUGGUCUGCAGCGUCUACGACUUCUUUCCCAGUGAGAUCAAAGUGAGCUGGCUCAGAGACGGACAGGAAGUCACCUCUGAUGUCACUUCCACUAAGGAGAUGGCAAAUGGUGAUUGGUACUACCAGACUCACUCCUACCUGGAGUACACACCCAGGUCUGGUGAGAACAUCUCCUGUGUGGUGGAGCACGCCAGCCUGAAGGAACCUCUGAUCACUGACUGGGAGCCGUCCUCGGACAAAUCAACUCCUGAAUCAACCAUGCUGAUUGCCAUCGGAGCCUCUAUACUGACCCUGGGUCUGAUCUUACUUUUGGCUGGAUGUUUUCUCUACAGGUGGAAAGCCGCAGAUCAUACUCUGUUUUUCAAUUAAUGAGGCAGGAUCCUGAUCCUAGUCCUGGCUCUUUCUGAUGGAGUAAGAAGCAGCUGAUUUGUGUGUUCAGCAGACUCAUGAUCUCUGGAAUGGGCGACUCUGAACCUGAUCCAUGACCAAACUCAUGUAUAGAUGUUUAAUUAAUGUCUUUGAACCACAAUAAACAUAACAUUUCA